Molecule: messenger RNA, 1416 nt
Organism: Necator americanus (New World hookworm)
Lineage: Eukaryota; Metazoa; Nematoda; Chromadorea; Rhabditida; Ancylostomatidae
Exons: 9
Coding region: 1-1416 (471 amino acids)
Source: RefSeq, a predicted model, not a curated record
AUGGCAUCGUCAAAAUUCGAACUAUUUUGUGCUGUUCUACUGGGUUUGGGUCAAAUGUGCAUUAUGAUCGGUAUCGAUACACAGACGUUUGUCGUUGAAGCUGUAAUUCAUUCUGUUCAUAGGCGAAAUCCUACGCUAGUCAAUAUGUACGCCGGCUACUAUGGGGAAGCGAUAUUAUGGGGUUCAUUUAUGCUAUCCUGUAUUAUUGCACCUGCUUUAGUUUCUAUGAUUACUGCUAAAUGGGCGCUAUUCUUAAGCUCCAUAUGUUGCACACUUUAUCUUGCCGCAUUUCAAUACCUAAACAAUUAUAUAUUAUAUACAACGUUUGUAAUACUGGGUUUUGGACUAGCAUUAUACUACGUUGCUGGUGGAAUAUAUCUGGCUUGUCAUUCAACUAAAAGAAAUAUUGAGAAAAACACUUGUAUCUCAUGGUCGUUAAUGAGCUCAUCUGCGAUGCUUGGCAGCAUUGCGCUCUUCGUUGUUGCUGCCUAUCACCAGGAGAGUAAGGAACCUAAAGAAGAAGGAAGAAGGGCUCCUCGACAACGAGUUUUCUCUGAAAACGAGAUUAGAUGCAUGUAUGGAAUUUUUGCAGUGAUCGCAGGUGUUUCAAAUGUUAUUUUCGCGUGCUUACCCAAGAAACCGGUGGAGAAUUGUAUUGAAGAUGAAAACGAAACGUCAUUCAGAGGAGGUGUACGUUUGAUGCUUGAAGCGUUUACCGACAGAAGAGUGAUAAUGCUCAUCCCGCUAUCUCUCUAUUCUGGUCUUCUCACAUUAUUUUGGACCUCAGUGUAUCCGACUUCUCUUCUUUUCACCCGUACACUCGACACUCAUAUAUACUUACACGGAUUUUACAGCUUAACCGUUGGCUCAGGAGAGGUUCUGCUCGGUUGCUUCGUGGCAGGGAUGUCGAAAAAAAUCAGAAAUUUUGGUCUGACGCCUAGUAUGUGCCUUGGAACCGUACUGUCGAUAGCAGCUCUGACGGCCGCUUUGGCGACUGUUCCUAAAACGGCUACUUACGAGAUUUCAUCGGAGAGAGCUUUGUUUGUACAGCCGAGUCUUUCAACUACGAUCAUAACCGCUUUUCUUCUUGGCGCUGCUGAUUCCUGUAUACAAAACUCUAGAACUGUUGUUCUAUGCGUUGCUGCAAAACCUGGACAACGUUUACACGCGUUUGCUAUUUCCAGACUCUAUCAGGGCUUGUCAGCGUCAGCGUUAAUGUUUCUAAGUCCAUACAUGUCGAUCUAUGUCUACUUUGUACUACUAGGAUCUUUUCUGCUAAUUUCACUGAUUGGUUUCCUUAAAGCCAUCAAACAGCCGAAACAACCUUCAGAGGAAUCCGCCAACUCCGCACCAGACGUACUACCAGAGAAGCAGAAUUACGACGGAGAUAAUUUUAAGAAUGAACUAGACCAUUAG